Molecule: messenger RNA, 1431 nt
Organism: Colletotrichum navitas
Lineage: Eukaryota; Fungi; Ascomycota; Sordariomycetes; Glomerellales; Glomerellaceae
Product: pre protein translocase
Exons: 3
Coding region: 1-1431 (476 amino acids)
Biological process (GO): SRP-dependent cotranslational protein targeting to membrane, translocation; post-translational protein targeting to membrane, translocation
Cellular component (GO): Sec61 translocon complex; membrane
Molecular function (GO): signal sequence receptor activity; ribosome binding; transmembrane protein transporter activity
Source: RefSeq, a predicted model, not a curated record
AUGAGUUCCCUACGGUUCCUCGAUCUGGUCAAGCCGUUCGUGCCGUUCCUCCCCGAGGUUCAGCAGCCGGAGACCAAGAUCCCCUUCAACCAGAAGCUGAUGUGGACGGCCUUGACCCUUCUCAUCUUCCUGGUCAUGAGCCAGAUGCCUCUCUACGGCAUUGUCUCCUCCGACAACUCGGACCCCCUAUACUGGCUGCGUAUGGUUAUGGCGAGUAACCGUGGAACCCUGAUGGAGCUGGGUAUUACCCCCAUCAUCUCCUCUGGCAUGGUCUUCCAGCUCCUCGCUGGUACCCACAUGAUCGACGUCAACCUCGACCUCAAGAGCGACCGCGAGCUGUACCAGACCGCCCAGAAGCUCUUCGCCUUUAUUCUCUCCGCCGGCACUGCCACUGUCUACGUCUUCACCGGCCUCUACGGCCGACCCUCUGAUCUCGGCGCCGGCAUCGUCUUCCUCCUCGUCCUCCAGCUCUUCGUCGCCGGCAUGAUCGUCAUUCUCCUCGACGAGCUCCUGCAGAAGGGAUACGGCCUGGGCUCGGGUAUCUCCCUCUUCAUUGCCACCAACAUUUGCGAGUCCAUCAUGUGGAAGGCAUUCUCUCCCACCACCAUCAACACCGGCCGUGGCCCCGAGUUCGAGGGUGCCGUCAUUGCCCUCUUCCACCUGCUCCUCACCUGGCCCAACAAGCAGCGCGCUCUCCAGGAGGCCUUCUACCGCCAGAACCUCCCCAACAUCAUGAACCUUCUGGCCACCAUCCUCGUCUUCGCCGCCGUCAUCUACCUCCAAGGUUUCCGCGUCGAGAUCCCCGUCAAGUCUUCCCGCCAGCGUGGUGCCCGCGGCUCUUACCCCGUGCGCCUCUUCUACACCUCCAACAUGCCCAUCAUGCUGCAGUCCGCUCUGUCCUCCAACGUCUUUCUCAUCAGCCAGAUGCUGUACUCCCGCUUCUCUGACAACCUCCUCGUCCGUCUUUUCGGUGUCUGGGAGGCCAAGGACGGUUCCGCCCAGCUCUCCGCCAUCUCCGGCCUGGCUUACUACAUGUCUCCUCCCUUGAACUUCAAGGACGCCCUCCUUGACCCCAUCCACACAGCUGUCUACAUCAUCUACAUGCUGGGUGCCUGCGCCAUCUUCUCCAAGACCUGGAUUGAGGUUUCUGGCUCCAGCCCCCGCGAUGUUGCCAAACAGCUCAAGGACCAGGGUCUCGUCAUGGCCGGUCACCGCGACCAGAGCAUGUACAAAGAGCUCAAGCGCAUCAUUCCCACCGCCGCUGCUUUUGGUGGUGCCUGUAUCGGUGCCCUCUCCGUUGCCAGCGACCUCAUGGGCGCUCUCGGUUCCGGUACCGGUACCCUUUUGGCUGUCACUAUCAUCUACGGUUACUUCGAGAUUGCUGCCAAGGAGGGUGACCUGGCCGGUAUGAAGGGCAUGAUUAUGGGUUAA